This is a messenger RNA of Toxotes jaculatrix (banded archerfish), 1313 nucleotides long. RefSeq names its product erythroblast NAD(P)(+)--arginine ADP-ribosyltransferase-like. Gene Ontology annotation, molecular function: NAD+-protein-arginine ADP-ribosyltransferase activity; NAD+ poly-ADP-ribosyltransferase activity. The coding region runs from base 48 to 944 and encodes 298 amino acids. The record is from RefSeq and is a predicted model, not a curated record. The transcript is spliced from 2 exons. Lineage: Eukaryota; Metazoa; Chordata; Actinopteri; Toxotidae.
UAAUAUUUUGUAAAUUUAAUAUACAUGCAUGGCAUGUGUACCCGUAUAUGUACAUCAUCAUUGAUGUCACAUGUCUUUUGUGUAUGUCUUCUGUCUGUGUAAAGUCAGUAGCUGUUUGCCUGACUGCAGUGAUGAAGAGUACUGUGCUCAUUUUUGCUCCUCUGUGUUGGCUCCUUUGUUGGACGCUUCCAGUUGGCUCCAAGAUGAUCACUUUCACUUCACAAGAUGCCAAGAAGGCCACCACCAUCCCAUUGAACAUGACUGAAAAUGCUGUUGAUGACAUGUACUUUGGCUGCAAUGCAAAGAUGGCAGAAAAAGUCAAAGACAAAUACUUUGGAAAAGAGAACAAGGAAUUAUUUAAUACUGUCUGGAAACAGGCAGAACAGUGUGCAACAGAUAGAUUUAAGCAAAAAGAUAAAGAAGAUGAGGAUUUAACUAAGAAUCACAUGCAAGCAAUCUGCGUUUAUACAUCUGGGGGCAAGUUUUAUGAGACCUUCAAUGAUGCAGUCCGGACAAACAGAAAAAACUAUGGCACCUCCUUUAAAUUCCACUCCCUACAUUUCUGGCUGACAACUGCUGUGCAGAUCCUCAGGGCAAAACAAGGCUGUCACAUCACCUACCGCAGAACCGAAGCUGAGUUUACUGGGGAAGUCAACAAGAUAAUUCGGUUUGGUUAUUUUACCUCCACCUCUUUAAGAACAAACCUUACAAGAUUUGGUAAAGUGACCUGCUUUAAAAUUAAGACCUGUUUGGGUGCUUACUUGAAGAAAUAUCCACACCUUAAAGACAAAGAGCAAGAAGUGCUCAUUCCCCCUUAUGAGAUGUUCAACAUAACUAACAGAGUAGAGAAUAAAUUUGUAGAAAAUCUGAAUGACUGUGAGAGAGUGUAUUUCCUGGAAAGUGCAGGAGUCAGCAGCAAUCUAAACUGUCGCGCUGUAAAAUAAGUAAAGGACCAGUCAUACUUCUUCAACCAGUGGAGCAAAGUUAGCAUUUAAUCUUGUUUGGCAAACAACAUGCACAUACUCCUCCUAAAAUCCAAGCUCAUUCCAAUGUAACUCUGCAUUCUCCUCAACCCCUAAGUUCAUGCUUGAGGGGUCCUUUCAUCAUUGCAGGCUUAGUUUCCAUCAUUUCUCCAUAUGUUGAUCAACAACAUGAGCAACAAUUCUGUAGAGUUUCUAAAAGGCAUUCUUGUUGGGCUUUUGCACUUACGAGCAUCUCUAUGUGUAACAAAUAUUUUGUUUUGAAAUCUUCUGAAAGAAAUCAAUAAAUUUGUCAAAGAGCAAAAAUGUGUUUUGUUUCCCUUAAUGAAUGGC